AUGAGAGACAUCUCCAUCCAGCGAUGGCUCGAGUCAAUUGACGAGGCCUUGGGCGAUUACGCUGCGUGCUUCAGGGAGUUUGGCUAUGACAAUCUGAACUUGCUGAAGCAGGCAGAUGACAAUGACUUUUCUGAGGACCUUGAUCAGAUGGAGCCGAAGAAGAAUCAUCGGCGCCUGAUACUUCGCCAAUUUGCGGUGCUGAAAGCAGAUAGCACUCAAGCUCCUGCUAGGAAUUUUCAACAGCGAGAGCGAGUGUCAGAGCCGACGUGGGGGGCAACUUCUGCCAAUCGAUGCCCCUUUUUGCAGGAGGUCCAAGACUUUGAGAGGAAGCAGCUAGCGCAAUUGUCCUCGCGCAUUAACUCUGGCGACAUUGUGUACAUCCCAGUAUGGUGCCUUCGCUUCGUACAGGGUCACGUGCACGGGCAGAUGGUGUUUUCGGGCCACCAGGACGACCGCUCAGUCUACGAGCUGCUACACGACCUGCUGAACGGGCGAAAGCGCUGCGAGGAUCUGGAGCCGCUCGAGGUGGUCUGGGAUGGGGAGCUCUACUCCUUGUCCAACCGCCGCCUCUUGGCACUGCUGCUUUUGCAGGGCGGCCAGCGCCACAAGGCCGUGUGGGCUCCGUGCUAUCUCUUUGGCCCCCAGGACGACUCCCGGGUAUCGAGUCGCUAUGCCAUGAAGGACACCACUGAGUCCUUGGGCCACGGCAUGGGCGUGUUGCUGCAUGGCAGGCAGCCGGAAGCCUGGCACUUGGGCAAGCCGCUCUUCCGGUGCGCCAGCGAGUGGUGCGACGCAGAGGUUCCGGAGCCUGCGCCCUCGCGCGAGAUCGUGCCCUACGAAUCGAAACUUCCGCGCGCAGGUCUGCAGGCGGGCAUGCUGGUGAAAGCAGGCCAAGAGCCGGCCAAGUUAGUCUCCCUGGAGGCAGAGUGGGCGAAGGUGCGCCGUCGAAACGGUUGGGAGGAAUGGCUUCCAAGAGAGGAGCUGAUCCCGGAGGACUUCUCAAUGAUACCCGAUACGGACGUCAUGGAGAUCCGGGAAAAGAUCAUGCAGGCACCAGAUUGUGGGGGAUGGGAGCUGUAUACCGGGCUGACGUGGCCCGGUAAGGAAGCAGCCGACUGUGACUUUUCAGUGGGCAUGGCAGUCGAUGUGGAUGGCUGGUACAGUGCCACCGUGGUGGCGCAGUAUGGCGUUGAAUCUAUCAAAGUUCGAUACCAUGGUUACGACCGCGGUUCCGAGGAGUGGGUUGGCAGGGAUCGCUUGCAGCGCAGAAAUGACCUGGAGAAGCUGGAGGAGCAGGAGCCGGAGAGCAGACUUUGUCUUGCUCAACCUGCUUCCAGGCAGAAUCCUUUGGAGACUGUGUGCUGCCUUUGGCUCGUUGGCAGGUGCUGGAGCUGGAAGUCACACACAAUGGGCAAGCGCGUGUACUUGCAUAAGGAUGUUCCGGGCCUUCCAUGUGGCUAUGGCACAGCAUGCAGGUACAAGCAUAAUGAAUCUAGAGGCUUGCAUGAAGAAAGUGGAGAUGCAAGCCGCAAUCAAGCCGUGGAUGUUCCUACAAAGCUUGAGUCACCCGUACUACAGGUUGGAAUGCUUGUCAAGGUGGUUCGCCGGUGGCAAGAGUACUUCGGUGAAGUCUUAAGCAUUCGUCGGGGCUCAGAAGCACCUGUUCAGGUGAGGUAUUUGCAGGAUUGGGGCCACUCAGACGACUCUUACAAUGACUGGCUCUCGAUUGAGUCUUUGCACGUGCCAAGCUAUGCAGAUAUUUCUGUGGGCAUGACUGUCACUGUGGACGAGCGAUACGCUGCCACAGUUGUUGAUCUUCAGCAAGGGGAGCUCCGGGCGCCUGUCAAAAUUCGGUAUGAGACUUACAAUUAUGAGGAAUGGGCUGGAGCGGAUCGUUUGCCUUCAACAUGCAUCAGCUUCCUUCCAGCAAUAUUGAGCAGGCCUGAGGACUCUGCGGAGGACAAUGUGACUAUUUGUUGCUUGUGGUUGGAUGGGAAGUGUUGGCACCCCUCUACGCACAAGAGUGGCAAGGGAUGGCACUUGCAUCAGGUGCGCCCUGACGUACCAUGCAUCAACGGGAGCAACUGCAAGCAUUGUGCGGCCAGAAGCUCGCUCAGGGCCAUCCAGGAUGUGCCAAGCGCAAGCGUCGACCGGGCGGCCAGGGCGGCCAGGGCGGACAAGCCAUCUGAAGUGCUGCCCUGGACCUCCGAGCCGCCCGAUCCGGAGCAAGCGGAGCGCGCCGUGCGCAAAGCCAUCCACGUGGUGGAGGAGAGUUGUGCUUGUCCGACGCCAAGUCGCUAUCAUGGGCACAGGAGAAGAAGCUGCAAGAAGCGUCCAAGAUCGACUUGGUGGCGCUCAUCCUAG
Molecule: messenger RNA, 2364 nt
Organism: Effrenium voratum
Lineage: Eukaryota; Dinophyceae; Suessiales; Symbiodiniaceae
Source: the annotation of a GenBank genome assembly